GUAUAGUUGGAAAUAAUAACAUUAUUAGUAAUAUAACUUUAGGAAAUUGUACAGGAAAAGAAAGUUUUGAUGAUGUAGCAAAUUACUUAGCAAAUAUUAGUGUUAAAGAUGGAAAUACUCAUACUUGGAUUGUUGGGUGGGAUAAUGAAGGGUGGAUAUGUCAUAAUCCUAAUUUUUUACAUAAUAGUGAUUAUACCAAUCAAAAUUGUUUCAUGCAAUUAAUUACAAGCUCACCAACAAUUAAUUCAACAACUAAUUCAACAACUCCUUCGACUAUUUCUAGUUCUUCACCUACUUCUAGUUCCUCUACAAAAAUUUCAGUUAUUAUUGGCUGUUUGAUAUGA
Molecule: messenger RNA, 344 nt
Organism: Dentiscutata erythropus
Lineage: Eukaryota; Fungi; Glomeromycota; Glomeromycetes; Diversisporales; Gigasporaceae
Source: the annotation of a GenBank genome assembly